Molecule: messenger RNA, 2855 nt
Organism: Zalophus californianus (California sea lion)
Lineage: Eukaryota; Metazoa; Chordata; Mammalia; Carnivora; Otariidae
Gene: TMEM252
Product: transmembrane protein 252
Exons: 2
Coding region: 51-566 (171 amino acids)
Source: RefSeq, a predicted model, not a curated record
UCUCUCUGAGCGAGGAAGCAGGGGAGUGGAAGAGUUCCAAAGGAGCAGGGAUGCAGAACAGAACUAGUCUCGUUCUCUGUGCCCUUGCUCUCCUGAUGGGCUUCCUGAUGAUCUGCCUGGGGGCCUUCUUCAUUUCCUCAGGAUCGAUAUUCAACUGUCGAGGGAAACUGAUCCUGGCCUAUAUGCUUCUGCCACUGGGGUUUGUGAUCCUUCUGAGCGGAAUUUUCUGGAGCACCUACCGCCAGGCAAGGGAAAGCAAAGGGGUGUUCACCCAUGUGCUCAGAAGACACCUUUCUCAUGGGGCACUUCCCCUGGCCACAGUUGACAGGCCAGAUUUCUACCCUCCUGCGUAUGAAGAGAGUCUUGAUGCCGAGAAGCAACCUUGUCCUGCAGAGGGAGACGCCUUGGAUGUACCUCCACCUCUGUACACAGAGAUGGGCCUUGAAUUUGAGGAUGCAACGGAUGCCCACCCUGAGGCCCCACCUUCCUAUGACGAGUCUGUAGCAGGUGGGGUGCUGGCAGCCACACCAUUGCAAGAUGCUGAGGGGCAGAGCCGGGGAUGCUGAAGCAGGGGACACGCCCUCGUGCUCAGGAUGCACCUUCAUGGGCUACAGCUGCUGAUAAUAAACGUGGCCACUGGACUAUGGGAGGGAAAGCGUCUUCUGGGACCCCCAGGAGUGCCUGCCGAGGAGAUGCUGGGGAUGACUGCCGUGCAGUUCCACCGAUGUGCUUGGCCUGAAAGGGCUCCAGAAGGGUGUGGUCGGCAGCCGGCAACAUUUCAAAGGAUUCGCACUAAUCCCAGCCCAGGUGGGCUUUGGGACUGCUUUUAGAGCUCUGCUCCAAGAGGCUUUUGGCUCUCACUCUCAGCCCGCAGGGGGAAGGAAUAGGUGCUGCUCGUGGGGCAGCCAGCCACCUUCAGGCACUGCAUCACCCAACAAUCGCAAAAGGAAAGCAGGCUGGAAACAAAGGGUCAUUGUGGUUUAAUCUGCGGCUUUGGUUGGCUGGUGUCACAGUUCUCUCCAUUCACCGUAUUACCAGAGUGGCACCGUAAUUCGCAUUGUGGGAGGUGUGCUCUUGGAAGCCAUGAAUGUUACUUCAUACUACUUAAUUUUAAUUAUGUGUAUUUUACUUCUACGUGGAAAACAACUACAAUAUUUCCUUUCAAAAUGGCUCGAACACAAAAUUUUCAAUGAAUAUCUUAAAAACAGGAUGGUUGUACAGCAGAGAUGACAAGGUUUCUUGGAGACUCGAGUGGGACAGACAUAACACUUAAAAUUCAUAAGACAGAAUACAGAGGGGAAAACUGUACUAGUCAUAAGUUGUAUUAACAUAGAUUUUGACGUAAAUAUUCAAAGGCAUUAAAAUAUCCAUGUGUAUUUCAACAAAUCCCCCCCCACCCCCGCAAAUCUCUAGCAUCUGAAAGAAAAGAGACUAUAUUGUAGUACUUUGAUCCUUAACCGAAAAUUCUUGGGGGUCUCAAGAUACAGACCCAUAUGCAUUUUUAGACUUGGGACAUUUAUUUUAAAAACCACGGAUUCGUCCUCAGCUGUAUUAUAUUUUAUUACAUGUUUUAACACACGAGGACAUGUUGGGUGGCAGGGCAGUGGGAAGAGAGGCAGCCUGAUGUUUUAGAGCUUGGACAAGAAUCUUCAUCUGUCUGGGCCUCAGUUUCUUCCUCAAUCAAGCGAGGAAUUUAUGCUACGAUUGUUAUCUAACAAUUAGGGAAUGUCUUUUAUAUGACAGGUUCUGUGCUGUGAACUUUUUUGUGCUUUUUGUUUAGCCCUCAUUAUACCCUUCAGAAGUAAGUGCAAUGGUUAGUCCCAUUUUACAGAUGCAUAAACUGAGACUUUGAAGGCAUUGAGAAACUUUGCCAAUAGCGUACAGUUGUUUCCAGUAGAGGGGCGUGAGUGUAUUUACUUCAAACAUUUGUGCUAGGUUAGCCCUGUCUUAGCUCCCUUCUCCCACGGAGCAGUCUGGACUUCUCUCCAGAUUCAGAAAGUGGGCCCCAUCAGGAAGUGGAGCCCCAGGAUUGGUACAAUACCUUACAACCCUUGGGGAAGCCAGAGAGCUUGCUCUAGCAUUCUCUUUUAUAUUUUUUAACUUAAAAAAGACUUAAAAUUUUUUCAUUGUCGUUGACAUAUAAUAGGGUUCUCUUUUAACAUGUAAAUACGCCCUCCAUGUUUUCUGCCUAGGAGCUUGGCCCCCACCUCUUUGUGCAGUUUCCUUCUCUCUGAUCAUUCCAUCGAUGAUGAAUAGUGGCUCCUACUGGUGACAGGCAGCCCUCAGUGAAUGGGCACAUUCAGUGCCCAUUUGAAUAGUGGUGGCGAGGAUGAAGAGCUUUCAAGGGCUGUCAAGAUGGAAUGGGGCCUCCAUGGCCUCCUCUUCCCAUUUUUGCCAAGUGCACAGAUGAAGCAUGUCCUGACAAAUACGCAGGAAGCCACAUGAAAGGAAAUCCUGGGUCUUUUACAUGAAACAUGCAUUUGGGCAUCUGGGAUUUGAAUCCUUGACCUCAAGGGCAUAACUGGAUAUGAAGGUCACUCAUGGCUGUCCAAUGGGAAGGUGACCAUUUCUUAGCAAUGCAAUUUAUUGCAUUGCAAUUUAUUAGACAUCGCAUUUCUUAGCAAUGCAAUUUAUCUCUUUCUAUCCCUCUACUGAGAUUGUUACCCUGAAAUUUUCUCUGGGGUCUGAACACAUCCAUGGGCCUUAACCAACUCUGUCACUAGGCUUUCAUCCAGAGUUUGCAUUUGUCAUAAAUGGAUUUUUCCAACUUCUGGUAGUCAUAUGAAACAUGUUAUUUUUGGUUUACAUAAGAAAAUUGUUUUGAUCUCUUUACUGCAGUAAAUUUUGUACUUAAA